CUUGCUUCUCUUCUGUUUCGAGAACCAGGCAUUGUCGCUCGGGUAGUGGAUAAAAGGAGGAAAAAAAAAAAAGACACUAUUGCUAUCUCUGUCGCUCUUUCUCGCUUUCUUUCUCUCGACCACUCGACCACUCGACUUCUCGACACAGUCAUUGUUUUUAGUGCGUUUUCGCUUCCUGACUUUGCCAACUCAUUACUUGAACAAACCUGGUUGCCACACUACACAAUCUCACCAUGAUUUCAAAGAAUUUGGAAGAAGCAAAGGCUGAUGUUAAGUCUAGUUUGAAGGAGGCUCAGAAGCAUGCAGAGGCCUUGUUUGGCAGCAAGGGACUCACAGACCCUAUUCCUUCGGUCGAGGAUAAAUGGAAGCUGCUUCCUGCGUUCUUAAAAGUCAAGGGUUUAGUUAAACAGCACAUCGACUCUUUCAACUAUUUUAUAAACGUAGAUCUGGAAAAGAUUAUCAAAGCCAAUGAGCGGGUCAAAUCUGAUGUUGACCCUCACUUUUACCUCAAAUACACCGGAAUUAGAGUCGGCGCACCAGAAAGACCAGAUCAGGAAGCUAUGAAUAAAUCAUAUACACCACAUGAGUGUCGUCUUCGUGAUCUCACAUACUCUGCCAAUAUCUAUGUCGAUGUCGAAUAUGUCCGUGGUCGCCAGAUCGUAAGGCGUAAGGGCGUACCCAUUGGAAGAAUGCCUAUUAUGCUUAGGAGCUCACAUUGUGUCCUCACAGGAAAGAACGAAAUGGAAUUGGCAAAGAUGAACGAGUGUCCAUUAGAUCCAGGUGGAUAUUUUGUGGUUAAAGGUGUGGAGAAGGUUAUUUUGGUCCAGGAGCAGAUGUCAAAGAACCGUAUUCUCGUCGAUGUAGAUCGCAAAGGGUUUGUCCAGGCAGGAGUUACCAGUUCUACGAUGGAACGUAAAUCCAAGACAUAUGUUGGAACAAAACACGGAAAGAUUUAUUUAAAACACAACUCAAUUUCAGAGGAUAUUCCCAUUGUUGUGGCACUCAAGGCUAUGGGUAUGCAGUCAGACAAGGAGAUCACACAACUCGUUUGCGGACAGGAUUCAAAGUAUAUCGACAAGUUUUCACUCAACCUUGAAGAAUGCUCAAAGAUGAAGAUUUUUACUCAACAGCAGGCACUUGACUAUAUUGGAUCAAAGAUCAAGUCCCCCAAGCGCGCCUUUACUACAGGCAUCCGUAGACCUCCUUCUGAAGAGGCACUGGAAGUUUUAGCAACAGUUGUUUUGGCGCACGUAGAGGUCCAUGACAACAACUUCAGACCCAAAUGUAUCUACGUGGCGGUAAUGACUCGUCGUGUGGUUAUGGCCAUGCUUCGCGGAGAUUUGGUUGAUGACCGCGAUUAUGUUGGAAAUAAGCGCCUUGAGUUGGCUGGACAAUUGUUAUCACUCUUGUUUGAAGAUUUGUUCAAAAAGUUUAAUUCAGACUUGAAGAUGAACAUCGACAAGGUACUCAAGAAGCCUAACAGGACUCAGGAAUUCGACGUUUAUAGUCAGCUGCUCAUCCAUGGAGAUCAUAUCACUGCAGGAUUUGUCCGUGCUAUCUCGUCUGGUAACUGGAGUUUGAAGCGCUUUAAAAUGGAGAGAGCUGGUAUUACGCAGGUGUUGAGUCGCUUGAGUUUCAUUUCAGCAUUGGGUAUGAUGACACGUAUUUCGUCGCAGUUCGAAAAGACCAGGAAAGUCUCAGGACCAAGAGCUUUGCAGCCCUCUCAAUGGGGAAUGCUGUGUCCCUCUGAUACACCAGAGGGAGAGGCCUGUGGUCUUGUCAAGAACUUGGCGCUCAUGACACACAUUACUGUGGAUGACGAAGAAGAACCUCUCGUCAAACUAGCUUUCAUCCUUGGUGUAGAAGAUGUGUCAUUGCUUACGGGGCCAGAGUUAUACCUGCCUGAUACUUUCCUGGUUUUCCUGAACGGAAAUAUUCUGGGAAUCACGCGCCAUAGUAAGCAAUUUGUUGCGGCUUUUCGCCGCAUGCGAAGAGCCGGCCGCAUCUCAGAAUUUGUCAGCAUUUUUAUCAGUGAUCAUCACAAUUCUGUUCAUAUUUCAUGCGAUGGUGGACGCAUUUGCCGGCCAUUGAUCAUCGUUGAAAACGGCAAGUCGAGAGUCAAGUCAGAGCAUAUUGUACAACUUUCUGCAGGCAAACUCGCUUUUGAUGAUUUUUUGCGCCUUGGACUGAUCGAGUAUCUGGAUGUUAAUGAGGAAAGCGAUUCCAACAUUGCACUAUACGAACGUGAGAUUAUCCCUCAGUCGACUCAUGUUGAAAUUGAGCCCUUCACCAUUCUUGGAGCUGUCGCUGGAUUGAUUCCUUAUCCACAUCAUAACCAGUCACCCCGUAACACAUACCAGUGUGCUAUGGGUAAGCAAGCCAUUGGAGCCAUUGGCUACAACCAAUUUAAUCGUAUCGACACAUUGCUGUACCUCAUGGUUUAUCCUCAACAGCCUAUGGUCAAGACCAAGACGAUCGAGAUGAUUGGAUAUGAUAAAUUGCCUGCAGGACAGAAUGCUACGGUCGCAGUCAUGUCCAAUUCUGGUUAUGACAUUGAGGAUGCGCUUGUUUUGAAUAAGGCGUCGCUAGAUCGCGGAUAUGGUCGAUGCCAGGUGCUUCGUAAAUAUGCCACAUUACUUCGACAGUAUCCCAAUGGAAGCUAUGAUCGCCUCGCAGAUCCACCAGUUCAUCCGGACGAUCCCAGCAUUGUUCAGGAUAAGUUUGAUGUGCUGGAUAAGGAUGGUAUUGCCUCAGUUGGAGAAAGGAUCAAGCCUGGUCAAGUCUAUAUCAACAAACAGAUGCCUACUAACACUAGCUCAGAUAUCGGUGUCAAUUCGCGUGACCCAACAGCCAAUGCAUACAAGAAUGCGCCCAUGUCAUAUAAGAGCGCCAUGGAGGGUUAUGUAGAUAAAGUUUUGAUGACAACCACCGAGAAUGAUCAGACGUUGAUCAAGGCGCUUAUUCGGCAGACUCGUCGUCCUGAAUUGGGAGACAAGUUCUCGUCACGUCACGGACAAAAGGGAGUCUGUGGUAUCAUUAUUCAGCAGGAGGACAUGCCAUUCUCAGACCUGGGUAUCUGCCCAGAUGUCAUCAUGAACCCUCAUGGUUUCCCAUCUCGUAUGACGGUCGGGAAGAUGAUUGAGUUGUUGGCAGGCAAGGCGGGGGUUUUAAAGGGAGAAUUGCAGUAUGGAACUGCGUUCGGUGGAUCCAAGGUUGAAGACAUGAGUCGCAUUUUGAUCGAAAACGGAUUCUCAUACUCUGGAAAAGAUUUUGUGACGAGUGGAGUUACUGGAGAGCCAUUGUCAGCAUAUAUCUAUUUUGGACCUGUCUAUUACCAAAAAUUGAAGCAUAUGGUUAUGGACAAGAUGCACUCACGUUCUCGUGGUCCUCGUGCAGUAUUGACUCGUCAGCCAACAGAAGGUCGUUCCAGAGAUGGUGGUUUGCGUCUCGGAGAGAUGGAGAGAGAUUGCUUAAUUGGUUAUGGAGCCAGUAUGCUUUUGCUGGAACGUUUGAUGAUUUCAUCCGAUAUUUUUGAGAUUCAUGUUUGUGAGAUGUGUGGUUUGUUGGGAUACGCAGGCUGGUGCCAGCACUGUAAGAGUUCGAAGGGUAUGGCUAAGAUGCAGAUCCCAUAUGCAUGCAAGCUUCUAUUCCAGGAACUACAAUCCAUGAACGUCAUCCCCCGUCUGCAGCUCGAGAAUGUCUUUUAA
Lobosporangium transversale is the source of this 3707-nucleotide messenger RNA. Its product is annotated as DNA-directed RNA polymerase III subunit RPC2. Gene Ontology annotation, cellular component: RNA polymerase III complex. The transcript has 8 exons. Gene Ontology annotation, molecular function: DNA-directed RNA polymerase activity; DNA binding; ribonucleoside binding. The record is from RefSeq and is a predicted model, not a curated record. NCBI's taxonomy places the organism in Eukaryota, Fungi, Mortierellomycota, Mortierellomycetes, Mortierellales, Mortierellaceae. Bases 234 to 3707 code for a protein of 1157 amino acids. Gene Ontology annotation, biological process: DNA-templated transcription.